This is a messenger RNA of Fusarium vanettenii 77-13-4, 1449 nucleotides long. RefSeq lists its product as uncharacterized. Bases 1 to 1449 code for a protein of 482 amino acids. Gene Ontology annotation, molecular function: zinc ion binding; DNA-binding transcription factor activity, RNA polymerase II-specific; RNA polymerase II cis-regulatory region sequence-specific DNA binding. Gene Ontology annotation, biological process: regulation of transcription by RNA polymerase II; DNA-templated transcription. NCBI's taxonomy places the organism in Eukaryota, Fungi, Ascomycota, Sordariomycetes, Hypocreales, Nectriaceae. The transcript is spliced from 2 exons. The record is from RefSeq and is a predicted model, not a curated record. Gene Ontology annotation, cellular component: chromatin.
AUGAACAAAAGCUGUGUCGGCUGUGCUAGCUCAAAGCUGCGAUGCGAUCUUGACACAAAGGGCUCACCCUGCUCGCGAUGCAUGGACAAACAUUCGCCGUGUGUCAGGGCUGGACGCAAGAAGCGAACAAGCAAAAAGAGGGCGACCACAGCGACGACCAUCAUCAGCCCCGUUCCAUCACCACAGACGAGCAGCCAGAAUACCAACCCAACGCCGUUUCAUGGGGAAAAUGUCAACCUCCCGUUCCUCGAUACACCGUCAGUGGGUGACAUCGACUUAUCCCAGCUUGUAGAUAUUGAAAGCAUGUUUGACAUGAGCGCUUGGACGUGGAGUCCGGAGGACAUGGCAUCUAUACUCGGCGAGACCGACAUGCCCCAGAGCCGUGGUUCAUGGCCGGUAUCCCCGGAAAUCCCAGUAACAAGGGAUGGAUUCCUGUGCCCAGAUACCUUCCGCCUCCCAGCCGACUAUACUCUGGAUUUUGACAGCCCCGAGAUCAUCCCGGUGCAUCGGCUUGAGACGUUUGCGAGACUGUUCUUUUCUCGUUUCCAUUCUUUUAUACCUCUAUUGCACAUACCAACAUUCUGUCUUGCCUCAUCCGCUCCGGUCCUCGUUCGAACGAUAUGUUUCAUCGGCGCUGGUUUUGACAGUGACCCAUCAUCUACAUCGGACGCCAGGUUGAUGUAUGGAUCCCUGCCUUCAUUGCUCGCUAAAUGCUGUCUCUUCUCCAAUGGGACGUCGCCAACCUUUGAAGAGCUGCAGGCUUUGGUGCUACUGCAGUUUGCGACAGUGGCAAAUGGUGGAAGUGCCGAGAGGGCUGCAGCGCGGCUUCUGCACCCUCUCCUCGUCGCGGCAAUACGGCACGAAGGGCUCCUAAAGAUCCACGGAGAAUGCACCCGCGCGGUGCGGAAUGCGCAGUUCUGGCAGCCAUGGAUCCAAAAAGAGCUGAGCAAGAGGGUACUCUGGGGCGUCUAUGCCGUCGACUGCUACCAGUCGAUACUCUGCGGCAGCAAACCCCUCCUCUCUCCGACAGACACGAGGGCGUCUUUUCCGUGCGACGAUGAGAGCUGGACCGCUUGCUCAGCCUCUUUGUGGGCUGCACUUCCGGCGCAGGAUCCGUCUAGCUGCUUCCUAUCCUCGGUUAAGGAUUUGAUGAUGGGUCAAGCCCCUGCCAAGUCAAACAUGACCAUGUUUGGCAUGAAUCUGCUUAUCCUGGCUGUGAACGCGUUGCUACUCGAGGCCCAGACUUCAGUUUUACCAGUUGACACUACUGCCCUGGACCAAGCGUUGCAGACAUGGUUUACAUCUUGGGAACAGUUUCGAGGACAGCCUCACAUUCGCCCUGUUGGAACAACAAGCUCCAAUAUCAUCUCAAAUAUUAGAGAACAGGCGUAUCAAGAGGAGAUGACGCGGUGCGUUGAGCGAAUUCUUGGCGACUUCCAGGAGGUGUGA